AGCCAUUUUUGACAGCUGAGAUUUAAUGAUGCCAACCAAACAUGUGUGAUUAUUUAUCAUAAAAUUGAUAACAUUUGGAUACAUACCUAAAAAGUUCUGAUCGAUAAUAUUUCUUUUUAUUAAUGUUUGUAAUAAAAAUCUCAAUUUUGUAUCAUGAAAUUCAAAAUUAACUUGCAAAAUUUUACACAUAUCAAUUUUUAAAAUUUUGACUAUGAAUAUUUGUACUGCUUUGAAUAAUCAUAACCAUGCCUACAUAAUAUAAUGUGACUGAAAUAUAAACAAACAAGAUGUUUCUGUUUUCGAGAAGAAUAUUUCAAUUACGAGUUUUAAAUCACAAAAUUUGUGGAAAGCGAAACAAAUAUAUCGUUCUUCUUCCAGAAAUUCCUUCUGACACAGCUGAAAAUAAUCCCCUUCUACGUAGUAGUAACAUUCCUCCAUUUAGUGAAUUAACUACAGAAAAAUGCAUCAGUGCCAUAGGAAAACUUGUUAUCGAAUAUGAAUCGAGCAUUCAUCACAUGGAUCAAAAGCUCUAUGAUUCUGAAAUUGAAAGAAAUGUACAGAACAUUAUUCUUCCACUUGAUAGACUUUCUGGGCCUCUUGAUUUUGCUUGGGGUGCAUUUAAAAUAUUGUACACUGUUAGACAAAAUGAUAAAAUAGCUGAUGCAUAUAUUAAGCUUCAUCCUAGAAUAAUUAAAGCAAAACGGGAAAAAUAUCUCAGCUCUUCAAUUUAUCAGGCAUUCAAGGAACUUAAAGAAAAGGAAAAGCAAUUUACAGAUCCCAUUAAAAGACUAAUCAAUAAACAUUUGUUAGAAUCUCGGUUAUCAGGAAUGGAUUUAUCGGAUAGUGGCUAUAAGCAUUUUCAAAGUAUAAUACUGAAGCUUGAAAAACACAGAGGAAAUUAUAAGGCAAAACUGACAGAAGUUACAUCAAGGUUUUCUCAAGAUUUGCAAUUCAAUGAUGUGAAAAAUUUUCCUCGUGAAUUAUUAAAGCUAUUUGCAGCAGAUCCAUCUAAUGCUUCAAAAGGUCCAUGGACAUUAACCCUUGAACCUCAUGUGUAUCACAAUUUCCUAAAGUAUUGUGACAAUCGUCUUUCAAGGUGGAAUGCAUAUUAUGCUUAUAAUGUUAGAGCAUCAUCUAUUUCUGGCCAGGAAUUGAAUAACAGCAUUGAAAUUGAAGAAAUUAGAUAUCAGAGGAGUGAAUUAGCUCAACUUUUAGGUUAUAAAACAUUUGCUGAAUUGUCUAUGAAAACCAAAAUGGCUGGCACUGUUGACAAUGUUCUAGAAAUGAUAACAACACUUCAUGUAAAGAGUAAAAAAGCUACUGCUAAAGAAAUAGAAGAAUUGCAGACUUUUGCAAAUAAAUGUGGCUUUCAAGACACCCUUCAGUUGUGGGAUAUACCUUAUUACCAAAGAUUACAUAAAGAAGAAUUAUUCAACAUAGAUGAUGAUGUUGUUCGUCAGUAUUUCCCAUUGCCAGCUGUUCUUGAAGGUCUUUUUAGUAUAUGUAAUAAAUUGUUUGAUAUAACUAUCAAGGAGCACCAAGAAGAAGUUGACACAUGGCAUGAUGAUGUAAAGUUUUAUAAAAUUUUUGAUGCUGCUGGCAAAGAAAUUGCCAGUUUUUACCUUGAUCCUUAUAGUAGAAGCCCAGAAAAAAUUCCAGGCUCAUGGAUGGAAAUUGGUCGAAAUCGCAGUGAUGUUAUUGGGUCUGAUCCUUUAGCAUAUUUAAUCUUUAAUUUUUAUCCACCUUCUUAUGGAAAACCGUCCUUAUUGUCAUUUGAUGAUUUAAAGCUUCUAAUGAAGAAAUUUGGUCAUCUUCUUCAACAUUCGUUAACUACUGUAUCAUAUAAUGAAGUUGCUGGUCUCACUAAUUUGGAAUGGGAUGUUGUGAACGUUUGUCCAAUUGUUAUGAGUUCUUUUUUGAAGAAUUACAAAACAGUGGCUUCUCUUAGUAAACAUGUUGAUUCAGGAAAAAUAAUUUCCUCUGAACUACAUGAUCAACUGAUAAAACGUGACUUAUAUAUGACAGGUUUGCGACUGACAGAAGAAUUAUAUUUGUGUGCUUUAGAUUUGGAGAUGUAUAGUGGGAAAGAAUUUUGGCUGAAUCUUACAAAAAGAGUUUGGUCUGACUAUAUGCCCUUUCCUUAUGAAAAAGAUGCUGCCCAACCCUGCUCAUUUUCUGAAAUUUUCAGUGAUCAAUAUCCUGCUGCAUAUUUUUCAAAUCUCUGGGCAGAAAUGAUUGCUGCAGAUGUGUUUAGUGCUUUUGAAGAAGCUGGAUUGGAUGAUGAAGAACAAUUACAGAAAAUUGGUCAUAGGUUUCGAGACACGUUUUUGUCUUUGGGAGGUGGUUGCCACCCCGGAGAAGUAUUUCGCAAAUUCAGAGGCCGUGAUCCAAGUACAGAUGCUCUUUUAGUGAGUUUAGGACUUUCAACUAAGCAUCACAGCCAAUUCAAAUCGAACAUGAAGAAUAUCUAGAGCUCUUGCAGUGUUAUCAAAUUUAAUACUUGUCAUUGAUAUAUCAAUAAAUCUGAUUGUUUUAUUUUAUAA
Molecule: messenger RNA, 2543 nt
Organism: Argiope bruennichi
Lineage: Eukaryota; Metazoa; Arthropoda; Arachnida; Araneae; Araneidae
Exons: 18
Coding region: 288-2471 (727 amino acids)
Biological process (GO): proteolysis; peptide metabolic process
Molecular function (GO): metalloendopeptidase activity
Source: RefSeq, a predicted model, not a curated record